Siniperca chuatsi (mandarin fish) is the source of this 5392-nucleotide messenger RNA. RefSeq names its product insulin-degrading enzyme (gene ide). The transcript is spliced from 25 exons. NCBI's taxonomy places the organism in Eukaryota, Metazoa, Chordata, Actinopteri, Centrarchiformes, Sinipercidae. The record is from RefSeq and is a predicted model, not a curated record. Gene Ontology annotation, molecular function: metalloendopeptidase activity; metal ion binding. Gene Ontology annotation, cellular component: mitochondrion; peroxisomal matrix; cytosol. Bases 72 to 3119 code for a protein of 1015 amino acids. Gene Ontology annotation, biological process: peptide catabolic process.
UGUUCGAUUACAUUUGCCUAUUCAAAUAUGGCGCUGUAAAAGCCAAGGUUUGUUUUUCAUGGGUGCAAAGUAUGUUUAAGUGCAUUAACCGAACGGCCUACUUUACGAGAUAUCGCCAGUCAGCCGGUAACGAUUUCCGUCUUAACCAAGAUUAUAGGCUGGUGUCAUCCUCGCCACUCAGAAUGACCGACCAGGCUGUGAAUAGGGUGGUUAGUGACAUAAUUCGCUCUCCCGAGGACAAACGGGUUUACAGAGGGCUGGAGUUUACCAAUGGCCUUAAGGCCAUGCUCAUCAGUGACCCAACAACAGACAAAUCCUCAGCUGCUUUGGAUGUCCACAUAGGUUCAUUAUCGGACCCAGCAAACAUCUCGGGCCUGGCACACUUUUGUGAGCACAUGCUGUUCCUGGGAACAAAGAAGUAUCCCAAGGAGAAUGAGUACAGCCAGUUCCUCAGCGAGCACGCGGGCAGCUCCAAUGCCUUUACCAGUGGAGAGCAUACCAACUAUUACUUUGACGUGUCCCAUGAGCACUUGGAAGGAGCACUAGAUAGGUUUGCCCAAUUCUUCCUGUGCCCACUGUUUGACGAGAGCUGUAAGGACCGGGAGGUGAAUGCUGUGGACUCUGAGCAUGAGAAGAACCUGAUGAAUGAUGCCUGGCGGCUGUUUCAGUUGGAGAAGGCCACUGGCAACCCUAACCACCCCUUCAGUAAAUUUGGAACAGGUAACAAAUUGACCCUUGAGACCCAACCGUCUAAAGAUGGGAUUGACAUCCGUCAGGAGCUCCUGAAAUUUCAUUCUACAUACUACUCCUCCAACCUCAUGGGACUCUGUGUGUUAGGAAGAGAAUCCUUAGAUGAUUUGACCGCCAUGGUGGUGAAGCUAUUUGGAGAAGUGGAAAACAAGAACGUGCCUAUCCCAGAAUUCCCUGAGCACCCCUUCCAGGAAGAACACCUCAGACAAUUCUACAAAGUGGUGCCCAUUAAAGACAUCAGGAACCUGUACGUGACUUUCCCCAUCCUGGACCUACAGAAGUACUACAAAUCUAACCCAGGACAUUAUCUGGGACAUCUGAUUGGUCACGAAGGACCCGGAAGUUUGUUAUCUGAACUCAAAUCUAAAGGCUGGGUGAACACGCUUGUUGGAGGGCAAAAAGAAGGAGCCAGAGGAUUCAUGUUCUUCAUCAUCAAUGUGGAUUUGACUGAGGAGGGCCUCUUGCACGUUGAGGACAUCAUCUUCCACAUGUUCCAGUAUAUCCAGAAACUGCGUACUGAGGGACCUCAGGAGUGGGUGUUUGAGGAGUGCAAGGAUUUAAACAAAGUGGCCUUCAGAUUCAAGGACAAGGAGCGACCCCGUGGCUACACUUCGAAAGUGGCUGGUUUACUACACUACUACCCUCUUGAAGAGGUUCUAGCAGCAGAGUACCUUUUGGAGGACUUCAGGCCAGAUCUGAUCGAGAUGGUGCUGGAUAAGCUGAGACCAGAACAUGUCAGAGUUGCAGUGGUGUCAAAGUCAUUUGAAGGGCAAACCGACAAGACAGAAGAGUGGUAUGGCACACAGUACAAACAGGAGGCCAUCUCUGAAGAGACCAUCGAGAAAUGGGCAAGUGCAGACCUCAACGGCAAAUUCAAAUUACCUAUGAAGAACGAGUUCAUCCCUACCAACUUCGAAAUCUACCCUCUUGAGAAAGACUCUCCAUCAGUCCCCACUUUAAUCAAGGACACUGCUAUGAGCAAGGUGUGGUUCAAGCAGGAUGACAAGUUCUUCCUGCCCAAGGCAUGCCUGAACUUUGAGUUCUUCAGUCGCUACCUAUACUCAGAUCCCCUGCACUGCAACAUGACCUACUUGUUACUCAGGUUACUGAAGGAUGAUUUAAAAGAGUAUACAUAUGCAGCCCGCCUGGCCGGGCUGGUGUAUGGCGUAGCCUCUGGGAUGAAUGCCAUCCUCCUGUCUGUUAAAGGUUAUAGUGAUAAACAGCACAUCCUGCUGAAGAAGAUCAUUGAAAAGAUGGCCACCUUUGAGAUAGAUGAGAAGCGCUUUGACAUCAUCAAAGAAGCGUACAUGAGGUCUUUGAAUAACUUCAGAGCCGAGCAGCCUCACCAGCACGCCAUGUACUACCUCCGUCUACUAAUGACUGAGGUUGCUUGGACCAAAGAUGAGCUCAGAGAGGCUCUGGAUGAUGUAACUCUCCCACGCCUCAAGGCCUUCAUACCUCAGCUAUUGUCACGGUUACAUAUUGAAGCCCUUCUCCAUGGCAACAUCACCAAGGAGUCUGCUCUUGGCAUGAUGCAAAUGGUGGAGGACACGCUCAUUGAGCACGCUCACACAAAGCCCCUCCUCCCGAGCCAACUGAUUCGCUACAGAGAGGUGCAGGUUCCAGACGGUGGCUGGUAUGUUUACCAGCAGAGGAACGAGGUCCACAACAACUGUGGCAUUGAGAUCUACUAUCAGACAGACAUGCAGACCACCCACGACAACAUGCUGCUGGAGCUGUUCUGUCAGAUCAUCUCUGAGCCCUGCUUCAACACACUGAGAACCAAAGAACAGCUGGGCUACAUUGUGUUCAGUGGGCCCCGGCGGGCUAACGGAGUACAAGGCCUGCGCUUCAUCAUCCAGUCGGAGAAGGCGCCCCACUACCUGGAGAGCCGCGUGGAGGCUUUCCUCUGCACCAUGGAGAAGGCUGUGGAGGAAAUGAGCGAUGAAGCCUUCCAGAAACACAUCCAGGCCCUGGCCAUCCGCCGCCUGGACAAGCCUAAGAAGCUGUCUGCUGAGUGUGCCAAGUACUGGGGAGAGAUCAUCUCUCAGCAGUAUAAUUUUGACAGAGAUAACAUUGAAGUGGCACAUCUGAAGACUUUGACAAAAGAAAACAUUAUGCACUUCUACAGAAAUCGGCUGACAGUCGAAGCCCCGAAGAGACACAAGGUGUCCGUGCAUGUCCUGUCCAGAGAGAUGGACUCCUGUCCAAUAGUGGGAGAGUUCCCCGCUCAGAAUGAUGUCAACCUGGCCCCUGCUCCUUCCCUGCCACAGCCCACGUUGGUUCAGGACAUGACGGAGUUCAAGAGGAGCCUGCCUCUCUUCCCCCUGGUCAAGCCUCACAUCAACUUCAUGGCUGCCAAACUGUGAGUGGGGCUGGCAGGUCGACACACAGCAGCAUGGGGGCGCUGGGGAGGGCGACACCCCCGCCAGGAAGACUUUCAUCUGACUGAGUCUGCAUUAGCAAGUGUGUGUGUGUGUGUUUUGAGCGGGUGCAUGUGAAUGUGUGUGUGUGUGUGUGCACGUGUGCACGUGUGGCGGGCUGGAGCCACUAGAAGAGAUGCUUGGAAACAAAUGCGUGUAUUUGAAACACAAAGUUAGCCGUGGUCGUCGACAUAGCUGUGAUGACGAUAGAGGUCACACCAGACUCACCUCAUGUUAAAAGUCUCUAAAAGGAGACGCAACACUCACUCGCAUCACAAUACUGUGUUGGCUGUUGUAGAGGAAAUAGAAACAAGGUGGGGGAAAAAAAAAAAAAAAAAAGACAAGGGCCAGAUCCCUUUUUUAAAAGGGUUCAAGUAUACUGCAGAAGCUUCACAGUAGGAGGUGUUUUAUUUGAAUUAUCCAGAGACGUGCUGCUUGAGAAUGGAUAGCUGGUUUAUUGUGAUGAACUGGGGGCUGCAGAGGUUAAGAGACCGUAGCUCCACGAAGGUCCUUCUUUUAUUUGUCAGACUGAUAUGUUUUCCGUGUAACUCUCUGAGGCUCCACAACUCUCCUGAAAAUGUUAUCACAAAAGAGGCACUCGGUCAAAUGGAAUAUUUUAUUCAAAUUGAUGCAUUUCUGAAGAAUAGCUGCCUUUUUAUAAUUAUUAUGAUUUUAAUCCUCACAGGUUUUGAAAUGUUUUUGCUUGUAAACUGGUAAAAUGUUGGGACCCUGAGGAGCGGUUUGAAUUUGCUAAUUUCAGAGAUCCAUGCCCAUGAAAAUAGUUUUUAUUUAGUUUGUUUUAUUGCAUUUUACAGUAGUAUGUAAUUCAGACAUCUCAGGGGUACCUCCAUGCUGUUUUUUUGGGGGGGGGGGUUUGUUUUUUUUUUACAUUCAACUUUACUAGUGAUUGAUUAAAAAUAAAAACACUUUUAUCAGUAUGUCAUCUACAUUAGUACUUUGUUCAUAAUCCUUAUUGGUCUUCAAAUUAUUUUUGUAAAACUGAAAGGAAAUAACGGCUGUAGAGACGAACAGUAUUUUUUACAUUUUAUUUCAUGAGCUCCAGGGAGCUUGUCAUUAUUCUUACACUCUGUGUCUGAGACUCACAGAGACUUUCUGCAGCUUGUGCCUUUCCAGGGGGGCAUCAGUUAGUUUGUAUCUGGCUGCACUGAGCUGCUCCUGGUCUGAUCCGGAGCAGAAUCCUGGAGGAUCUAACCCCCCCCCCCCAAAUUGCUGGACCGUGCACUGGCUCUCACAGCAUAGAUGUCAAAAAGCAGCUAGCCUUUUUCCUCUGCAAAAAAACAAAAGUUUCAACAUUUCAUGUUGAUGCCUGAAGGGGAUCGAAGACGAGCACUAGUCUGGGUUUUGUUCUGAAUAUAUGCACUUCUCUCACUAAGCAAUAAACUUAAUGAUGUACUGCUUAGUAGCUACAGCAGCUGGAUCCACACUGAUCCCAAGCUCCAGCCUAAACCGUGGAGAGGACCGUGUCCGCUCCGAGCGCCUGGUGGUGCGUGGAUAGUGAUGUCAGGGCCGCGCAAGCAUGACCUGCUCUCUCAGGUGCUAACCAGCUUUGCUGUAACAAACCACUGCUGGUGGAGCUGCCAAUCACCCUGUUCAGACAGCCAAAAAACAGAGUUCUGAUUUAUCCCCCCCCCCUCCUCCACACUAAUACCUGUUCUCAGGCCUAAUGCAUCGCUCACUCACAUGAUGCUCCAUCGUUUUUAAAGAACGAUUUAAGGGAGUACCUGUAUGAUUGUGCUGUAUCAAAAGCUUCUUCAAUGUUCUCCAGCAUUUUACUACGUCUCAACCAGAUCAAAACCAUUUCAAAUUAUUUUUAUUUUAAGUUACAAACGAGGCCCCACUUCAUUAUCAACUGCUACUUUGAUAAAAGGCACUAUUGCCUUGUGUGGCCAAAACCCAAAGACAACCAGCAGCAGCAUUCGGUAGACUUUCACUUCCACAGGCAGCAGCUUGACAGCACCUGGGGGCGGUGACAGAGCUGUUUUCAUGCAAUGUUCAGUAGAAACUAGCACCAUUACAUAUCAGGCUUGGGUGGGCCAUGCACUGUUUACCUUCUGAAGUACCUAGUGGUUGCUUUACAUUUAGAAAAUCUUUAAAUUUUUGUAUGUCUUUGGGGUUCAUGGGCCGGUGAUACAGGAGUGCUGACAUUUUCAGUUUGUUCUUUUUGUUUUCUGUGUGUUUUAAUAAACUACUGAAUGGAA